Molecule: messenger RNA, 1825 nt
Organism: Racocetra fulgida
Lineage: Eukaryota; Fungi; Glomeromycota; Glomeromycetes; Diversisporales; Gigasporaceae
Source: the annotation of a GenBank genome assembly
AUGGAUAACUAUUAUCCUAACUAUUACGAUCAAUCCCAGCAAGGAAGAAACCCGCCCCGAUCGGGGGUGAAUCCUCAACAACUUACACCAGUCGGUUAUCAACAACCUGUUAGUCCAAAAUAUGAGUUUCCUCAACAACCGCAACAAGGAUAUCAGCCAUCACAACAACGAGGAUACCAGCAAACUACGUAUCAGCAAGGUUAUGAGAGAGUCUCGCCUCCUAUUGAUCAUAACCAACUUCGAAGGCAACCAACUAAUGGUUUUGGUUAUGAAAAUAUUGUUCCAAAUAUUAACAAUUUUGGUGGAGAAUACGAGCAUGUAUAUGACGACAAAUAUGAAAAAAGAAGGUCCGCUCGUCAUGUCGAGCUUACUCAUGGAAAUUUAGUGUUAGAUUGUCCAGUACCUGACAAAGUACUUCGUAAUGUCAAAUACAGUGACAGUGAAGAAUUUAGCACUAUGCGAUACACUGCUGUCACGUGCGAUCCUGAUGAUUUUAUUCAAAAUAAAUAUCUUCUUCGACCUCACAUUUAUGGUCGAAAAACUGAACUUAUGAUUGUUAUGACCAUGUAUAAUGAAGAUGAUAGACUUUUUAUCAAAACAAUGUCUUCUGCUAUCAAAAAUGUCGCUCAUCUUUGUUCAAGAACAAAAUCUAAAACAUGGGGACGUGAAGGUUGGCAAAAAGUAGUCGUAGUAAUUGUAUCUGAUGGUCGUAAUAAGAUCAAUCAACGAACCUUGAAUGUUUUGGGUGCUAUGGGUGUUUAUCAAGAUGGAAUAAUGCAAGAUAAUGUUGAUGGAAAACCUGUAACUGCGCAUCUUUUUGAAUACACCACUCAAUUAAUGGUUGAUAGUGAAUGCAAUAUUCGUGGACAGGACAAAAAUGUUCCUCCAGUUCAAGUCUUAUUUUGUUUAAAAGAAAAGAAUGCUAAAAAAUUAAAUUCUCAUCGUUGGUUUUUCAAUGCUUUUGCUGCUCAAUUGAAUCCAAAUGUCUGCGUUUUGCUUGAUGUUGGUACAAAACCUUCUCAUACUUCAAUUUAUCAUCUAUGGAAAGCUUUUGACCGUGAUCCUUAUGUCGGUGGUGCUUGUGGUGAAAUAAAAGCAGAACUUGGAGCAGGAUGGAGGAAUCUUAUGAAUCCUUUGGUUGCAUCUCAAAACUUUGAAUAUAAAAUGUCCAAUAUUUUAGAUAAACCAUUAGAAUCUGUUUUUGGUUACAUUUCCGUUUUGCCAGGUGCUUUCUCUGCUUAUCGAUAUAAAGCUUUGCAAAAUACUUCCCCCGGUAAAGGUCCUCUAGCAUCUUACUUUAAAGGUGAAACUAUGCACGGUUCAGGUGCUGCUAGUGCCGGUAUCUUUGAAGCAAACAUGUACUUGGCUGAAGAUCGUAUUCUAUGUUUCGAAUUAGUCGCUAAAAAAUAUGAAUCAUGGAAAUUGAAAUAUGUCAAGUCUGCUAAAGCAGAAACUGAUGUCCCAGAUACUAUACCUGAAUUUAUUUCUCAACGUCGUCGUUGGUUAAAUGGUUCUUUCUUUGCUGCUUUCUACUCUGUUGCCAACUUUACACGUAUCUGGACUUCUGGUCAACCAUUUUACCGCAUGUUAAUGUUACAAGUUGAAUUCAUUUAUAAUGCCAUUCAAUUAUUAUUUAAUUGGUUCGCCUUGGGUGAUAAUGGUAAUUCCGGAAAUUUAGGUGGUGCACAGGCAGUGAAAGGGAAAGAUGGUAAACAAGUGUUUAAAGUCGAAAUUCCCACUGAAAGAGCCGAUAUCAAUGCUGCAUAUGAUAAGAUUACGAGUGAGUUAAAAGUUGUAGUUCACGAAGAAAGACAACAUCGGGAUA